GUCUAUUUGGCUGGAAAAAAAUGGAGGGAAAAAGUUUUGGCUUUUCCAGAGACGAUCUGGACCGCUUCAUCCAGAGCCGAGACUCCUCCGUGGUCAACAGGUUCCAGCAGAAGUACUGGAAAACCAAACAGACGCUCCUCAAGGUCACCGGGAAGAAAGAGGACGAGCACGUGGUGGCGUCUGACGCAGACCUGGACGCCAAGCUGGAGGUCUUCCACUCCAUCCAGAGAACAAGCUUGGAGCUUCUAAAGGUCAUCGAGCUGUACCAGAGACGGAUCUGCUUCCUUUCUCAGGAGGAGAACGAGCUGGGUCGGUUCCUGCGAUCCCAGGGCUCGCAGGAUAAAACCAGAGCUGGAAAGAUCAUGCAGGCGACGGGGAAAGCUCUCUGCUUCUCCUCCCAGCAGAGGCUGGCUCUCAGGAAGCCUCUGUGCCGUUUGUACCAGGAGAUCGAGACGUUUCGGUACCGGGCCAUCUCCGACACGUGGCUGACGGUGAACCGCAUGGAGCAGUCCAGGACAGAGUACCGCAGCGCCUUGCUCUGGAUGAAGGACGUCUCCCAGGAGCUCGAUCCGGAUACUCUCAAACAGAUGGAGAGGUUCCGCAAGGUUCAGGCUCAGGUGCGCUCCACCAAAACCAGCUUCGACAAGCUGAAGACCGACGUCUGUCAGAAGGUGGACCUGCUGGGCGCCAGUCGCUGCAACCUCCUCUCACAGGUCCUGACCACGUACCAGACGACACUUCUGCACUUCUGGGAGAAGACGUCCCACACCAUGGCUGCCAUCUACGAGAACUUUAAGGGCUGUCAGCACUACGAGGUGUCCACGCUGAAGAUGUUACACGACCCCGCCGACAAACUGAAGGAGAAGAAAACUAAAGAAGCAGAAGAAAAGAGAGACGAGGCAGCUGCAGAUCAACUCGUCUCAUUAGGAGCCGAAAACAUCAACGAUAAAACCAGAGAAGAACCAGAGGGAGGAGAGGAGCGGGACAGCCUGUCUCUGCUCAACGAGAUCCUGGGGGACCUGAUGGUGGACGAGGGGGACCCGUCCCCAGACUGGACCGGAUCGAGAGAAGCCCAGCUGAAGGAGGAGUCCUUCUUCCUGCCCUCGCAGCUGCUGGACCAGAGUCUGAGGAAGUCCAGCUCAGAUCAGAUCACCAGAGCAGCAGAACCCUCACCUGGACCUGAGCAGAACCCUCAAACCGCAGCCCUGAAAGGAAGCGGAGCGUCCAAAGACCGGUCUGCGUGGUUCCACCUGUUCGCAGACCUGGACCCUCUCUCCAAUCCGGACCUGAUCGGCAGAACCGGCAGAGAGCAUGAGCUGAACGCGGCGUAACUCUUCCUCAGCGGGGGGAUUCCUUUCCAGCCCCACCCCAGUGACGAUCCGCACACCUGAGACCGAACCUCCGGGCUUUUCAAAAUAAAAUGUCAGAAAUUAAUUUAAAGCAGCCGAGCUAAAAUUAGAUAUCAGCCAUAAAUUUUGGACAAACAUCAAUCAUUAAACCAUUAAAUUUACUAAACAUAAUCCCUCACAGGUGAAAGUCUGUUAGCAAAAUACCUCAUGAACCAAGAAACUAAUGAACCUCASCGGUCGUCCCUUUGCAUCCAAACAAAAACAAACAAAAAUAAAAUAAUCAGAAGCAGAUUMUGCCUUUUGAUCAGUUUAAACUCAAAGCAGCUCAACAGACUGUUUUUAAUUCAUUCAGCAGCUGUUUGUUCUUUUUAAAAUGUUUGCAUGUUUAAAGGUUUAAUCACACAAACAUUGUUGCAUGUUUCACAUCACGCAGAAUUAAAAAACCAAAGUAAGAUUUUAUUUAUUUCUCAGUAAACGGCCCUCCUGGGCAUCAUAUGCAGUUUCACAGUUUAGAGGUAAUAAAACUGACGUUUGAUCAAUUAGACAAUUAUUUACUGAUUUUGAUCAAAAUGCUGCAUUAAAUAAAUAAAUAAAACAGCAAAAAUGCCUUAAAAUAAUCACAUAUCUGCAUUAUUUUACAUUUAAAAUAUAAAACUGAGCACUAACCUUAGUUUUAACUAACCUUUUAUUGAGCAGUUUGUUUUAUUUCAGUCACAUUAAAUAAACAAAUGGCCUUACCUUUACUAAAACCUGCUGGUUAUGUCUGUCUUUGCCCUUUAAUAAUAAAAAAAUAAAGUACAUAUCAACCCAA
Austrofundulus limnaeus is the source of this 2160-nucleotide messenger RNA. RefSeq names its product islet cell autoantigen 1 (gene ica1). Gene Ontology annotation, molecular function: protein domain specific binding. Lineage: Eukaryota; Metazoa; Chordata; Actinopteri; Cyprinodontiformes; Rivulidae. The record is from RefSeq and is a predicted model, not a curated record. Gene Ontology annotation, cellular component: Golgi apparatus. Gene Ontology annotation, biological process: regulation of transport.